Molecule: messenger RNA, 1036 nt
Organism: Stegodyphus dumicola
Lineage: Eukaryota; Metazoa; Arthropoda; Arachnida; Araneae; Eresidae
Source: RefSeq, a predicted model, not a curated record
AUGGGUGAUUUACCCUCGCCCAGAGUUCAACCAUCAAGACCUUUUGCAGUCACCGGUGUUGAUUAUGCUGGUCCAUAUUCUAUUAAGUCCCAAUCAGUGAUUCUAUCAACUUCAACGUUUUUAGCAGCUCUAAAAAGAUUUAUCGCCCGACGAGGCAAACCAUCUAAAAUUUCGAGUGACUGUGCUACUACUAACUUCAAAGGUGCUAGUAAGGAACUGAAGGAGAUUUAUAAAAAUGCAGCUCGCAUUGAGAAAAGCAGUGAAUUAUGUGACUACAUUACCUCAGAAGGUAUAACUUGGUUAUUUAAUCCUCCGACAUCUCCUCACUACGGUGGCUUGUGGGAAUCUAAUGUGAAAUCCAUGAAAUUUCAUCUUAAACGAGUAUUAGGAUCCACACUUCUAACUUACGAGGAAUUUUUAACAGUGCUUACACAAGUGGAAGCGUGUAUGAAUUCCCGUCCUCUUUGUGCGAUGUCUAGUGAUCCAAACGACUUUAGUGCAUUGACUCCAGGUCAUUUUCUGAUUGGAGCCCCUUUGCUUGCCAUUCCGGAAUCUGACUUGAGUGAUGUGAAAUCUUCACGACUUAAACGUUGGUCUCUAGUUCAACAGACUGUGCAACAUUUUUGGAAACGAUGGUGUGCAGAAUAUUUAACAACACUUCAACAACGUGCUAAGUGGUUUCGUGCGUCUCCAAAUCUAAAAUGUGGUGAUUUAGUUCUGAUCAAAAACGAACAACUGCCUCCAAACCAAUGGAAAAUUGGAAGAAUUGCCUUAAUUCAUCCAGGUAGUGAUAAAAAAGUUCGAGUGGCUACAAUCCAUACAGCCGCUGGUGAUUUCAAACGAGCUGUUACUAAAUUGUGUCUUAUCCCCAAUCAUGACUAAUAUGAACUAUGAACUAUUGACUUUUUUCAUAUUAUUGAACUUUAAUUUUAGUUAUAUUUUCAAUUAAUUUUUUUUGUUAAUGUUAUUAUGUAUGCUUUAACUAUUUGUCUUUUUUGAACCCUUAGAAGGCUUCAAGGCCGGGGGCUAUGUUUAG